Molecule: messenger RNA, 1524 nt
Organism: Blepharisma stoltei
Lineage: Eukaryota; Ciliophora; Heterotrichea; Heterotrichida; Blepharismidae
Source: the annotation of a GenBank genome assembly
AUGGCUACAAAUUCUAUAGUUUUGAUAUACACCUCAACUAAAGUUAUUUCUGAAAGUGAUAUUGAUAUGCAGAUAACCUUGGGAAAUAUUGAAAAAGUUAUGCAGUCUAUUGCACUUUUUUCAAGGUCUGUACAUGUAUUAACAUUUCUUGGAGGUUCAAAAGAAUUAAUUAAAUAUACUCUAGACAAUUUUGAAUCCCAGCUAAUCCUACUUCAAGAAAUUCAUACAAAUAUAACUGAAAAUUUAUUGGGAGUCCAUAAAUGUCUAGGUGAAAAUGCUUUUGUGCAUGAAGCAGUGCGUAUUUAUAAUGAUGAUGGCAGUAUCAGUAAGACAAAGACAAAUUUAAUAGAUGCUGUCUUAUAUACUAUUAGUAAGGUAGUAUUUAUAUAGGGUUAUGAUUUUAUAAGGAAAGUAAAUAAAAAUGAAAACCUGGAAACUGAAAUAAAAUAUUUUGUAAGAAAUGGAGGAGAUGAGGUAUUUCAUUACUGCAAUAAUACUUUAUAUAGCCUUACAGACUGUGAAAUACAAGGCAUAGAUGAUUUGAAAUAUCGAAUGGAUAUCCUAUUAGCAGUUGGAUUUGGAACCCUAGUUCUCUGUCUCGGGUUAACUGUUCCAUUUGCUCUAGCUGUUAUUAAUAUGGAAAAUAAAUUUUGAAAUUUAAUAAAAGAGCAUGCAUACAUCAAUUACAUAGAGUUAAAGCAGGCAUGCUUAGAUAGACUUAUGACCACCCAUGGCAAAGUAGAUACAUUGUUCAGCGAUGGGAAUCAGAUCAGUAAAAACUCCGAUUUAAAGAACUAUCGGAAAUUCAGCUGGAGAAUUUGUAUAUAUUUGAUAUUAGCUUUGGCUUUCUUUUUAGUGAAUAUCCUAUAUUUAUACAGUGAUUGCUUAACAUAUUUGCAUUUGAGACCAAAUUUACUGAGAGAUUUAAUAAAUAGUCAGGCCUUAUAUAAAUCUCUAUGAAUAUGAUCAAGUGAAAUCUCUAUAAUAGGAUUUCCAGUAUCUUUACCUAAUAAUACAGCGAAAGCAUAUCCUUUUAGCGAUCCUCGAUAUGAGCUUGAUCAUGCUUCAGCUUCUAUAGCUUUAUCAGAAAAAGCUAUUAAAGAUUCUAAAUAUUUACCUCUCUUAUCAGAUGAAUUUAAUAAAUUAUUCUAUGAAAAAUGCCAAACCUCAAAUAUUAUCACAAAUUAUGGAGUUUAUGCAACAGGAAAAGUUUUAGCUUCUGAAGCUUAUUAUCUGGGCUAUGGUAAUGAUCCCAACUUCCUAGACUUCUGAUAUAGCCUAACCAAAGAGUUAAGUGUUUUUAAUGAAGAAUAUGACGUUUUAAUUAAGCUGGCUGAUCAUGACUCACAGAAUCUCAUAGAGAGCCAGUUAAACUUUAUUAUAGCAGCAUUAAUAUGUUUUUGUGUUUUAUCAGUAAUAAUCUACUUGCGAAUAUUUUUAUCUUUUUUGAUAAAAGAAAAAAAAUAUCUUAGUAAGAUGAGAGAGAUGUCAAGGAUUAUUCCUGAUAGAUUUUUUAAAUACUAA